This is a messenger RNA of Emiliania huxleyi CCMP1516, 925 nucleotides long. RefSeq lists its product as hypothetical. The transcript is spliced from 4 exons. The record is from RefSeq and is a predicted model, not a curated record. NCBI's taxonomy places the organism in Eukaryota, Haptophyta, Isochrysidales, Noelaerhabdaceae. Bases 14 to 925 code for a protein of 303 amino acids.
UUUCCAGCUCCAUAUGUUCCCUGUGAGUGUCGCCUCCUUCGCGCUUGCGCCGGCCGUCCGGCCGGUGGUGACGACGCCGGUGGUCCGCGCGCCCGCCCCGCUCGCCGUCGCGCCCGCCGCGGCCGGCUUCGAGAAGGGCAUGUCCCAGUUCGCGGCGGACUACCCCUGGCUCGCGAAAUACGGUUUUGGCCCGACGGUCAAGGCGGAGAGGUGGAACGGCCGCCACGCCAUGUUUGGCUGGCUGGCGAUCCUGGGGACGGGCGUUGCCAAGUCGCACGGCUGGCUGCCCAGCGGGGACGUCGCCCUCACCUACAACGAGUGGGGCGGGCUCGCGCAGCAGGGAUUCAACACUUACAUCACCAACGAGCGCGCCAUCAUCAUGAUCGCGCACGUCCACGCGCUGGCCGUGUCGGCCGCCGCAGCCUUCGGCCCGCAGGUGCUCGGCGACUCGCUCACGCUGCUCGACGGCGAGAAGGACGAGGACCCGUAUGGUCUCUUUGUGCCCCUCAAGGGCACGUUUGGCCUCACGCCUGCGGCAGAGAUGGCAAACGGGCGCAUGGCCAUGAUGGGCAUCAUCGCCGUCGCGACCGGGCUGCACCGCCUGUCGGUCCGCGGAGAUCAGAUCACGCCGCCAGACGGCCCCGCCUCUCCCACUCUCCACAACGGCAGGACCAGCCCAGCAAAGCCGCGCAUCUUUGUCGACUCGCGGGGCAAACGGGUCGCCAAAGGGAGUGCUGAUGCGACCGCCGAGUGCACUUCAGUGGGGGCAGCCCCUGGCGGGAUCGGGAAAGCGCCCUGCGACCGCAAACCGCGAACCUACGUCGCCAACCAAUUUGUGUUUGAAGCGCCCGUCUACCGCCAGCACGGUGCGUUCAUCGACAGCAACGGUCCGCUCCCCCGCUUUUUCGAACUGGCUCCGCCCUAG